AAGUCACAUGGGGAACUCCACCCUCUCCUCCCCGUGCGCAGCCACAGUUGUUGCGGAAAAACCCUCCGACGUCUUUUUGUGUUUUAAGCGAGGUGAUCUCAGAGCAGCUCCAACACUCGACACUGUGUGUGUGCAAGGGAGAGCAACAACAUGCUGACACUACCAGCACAGCGAACUAAGAUGGAUUUAUCGCAGCCGAUGGUGAUGGUGUGCGCUUUUCUGGCGCUGACCGCUGCCGAGCCCUUAUGUGACCCCAGGAGUCAGUAUGCGUCAGAUACUGGUUCUGGUGAAUGCUGCAAACUGUGUGAACCAGGGACCUACAUGAGGACUAUGAGCACUUGUCAGGAACCCCAGUGUGUGCCAUGCAGGAGCAGUGAAUACCAAGAUAAAUACACAAAGGAAGACAAAUGUAUAAAGCAGCCGUACUGUGACGCAAAUCUGCACUUUCAGGCUCCCGUCAAUGUGAGGACAAAAAAGAGCAUCUGCCAGUGUAAAGAGGGAUUUCACUGCUCCACUGCAGAGUGUACAACCUGUGUGCCGCACAAAACCUGUGAACCAGGAUUUGGGGUUCAGUCCAAAGGCAAUCAUACGCAUGACACAGUGUGUCAGGCGUGCCCUAAAGGGACGUUUUCUGAUGAGAGCUCGUGGAACGCCGCCUGUAAGGAGUGGACGCAAUGUGGCUAUGGACAACAGCAAAUUCAACACGGAACAGAAACAUCUGACAACAUCUGUGAGGGAACCUCACGCACACAUGUGAUUGUGAUCUGUGUGGUUGUUGUUGGGAUCAUAUUAAUAGCGAUAUCUGGAUUCAUGUAUUGGAACUGCAAAGUGAAACGAGGCAAUGCCAAAGGAUGUUUAAAGGGCUGUGUUGAAUGGUGUGUGGGAGGAGAACACGAGCCACUGGCCACUGAGUCCAAACUAGUAACAACCCCAACUAGUGACGAAGAGUCCACGAUGCCUGAGCCGCUGUCCUCGCAGGAGGAGGGUUUCGGGAGGACGCCGGAGGAGAAUGAGGACGAGCUAGCGAGUCAGGAGAUGUCAACAGACGUGCUUUUAACCGAUAAAGGGAGAAUCCUGACACAGGAGAACGGGAAAACGGAAAUCCUCUCCCGACAGGAAUCACAAACACAAACGUAUAGUGCAUAGGCUGGAAAAGUUCAUCCAGGGAGCUGGAGCCUAUCGCAGCUGAUUUAGCCUGAAAUGUCUCUGACACUGAGACUAUCCAGGUGGAUUCAUGGACUAAACUCUGAUACUCUACCUGCUGUGUGCUGGCUUUGUUUAUUUCAUGUACCCAGCUACUAAAUCUGUGUUGAGCCACAGCGCCUGAUCCUGUCAAGAGGCGGGCUACACCCUGGACAAGUCGCCAUGGAGACAAACAACCAUUCAAACCACCGAUUUAGAGCCGCCGAUUAAGUUACCCAAUAAUUAUUGAGUGCAUGUCUUUGGACUGCUCGAGUACCACACUUACCCCAGCCGAGUCCAAACCAGGAACCUGUUUUGCUGGUUUGAACCAGCUGAGGUGCUUUGAGUGCAAACCCCUGCACCACUGUGCUUCCCAUGGAUGUGUAUAAUGUGUAAUUAAUAAGGAUGUAACGAUGCAUCGGACACGAUUAAAAAUCUGUUCAAAUGAGUGACGAUUCUCACCGGUUGACAGAAACAAUGAAUCGCGAUUCUUGGCGAAUGCGAGAGAAGUAGGAUAUGUUCUUUUUCUUCUUUU
Messenger RNA from Larimichthys crocea (large yellow croaker), 1717 nucleotides. RefSeq names its product CD40 molecule, TNF receptor superfamily member 5 (gene cd40). The record is from RefSeq and is a predicted model, not a curated record. NCBI's taxonomy places the organism in Eukaryota, Metazoa, Chordata, Actinopteri, Sciaenidae. The coding region runs from base 151 to 1146 and encodes 331 amino acids. Gene Ontology annotation, molecular function: protein binding. Gene Ontology annotation, cellular component: external side of plasma membrane; CD40 receptor complex. The transcript is spliced from 9 exons. Gene Ontology annotation, biological process: immune response-regulating cell surface receptor signaling pathway.